CUGAGUUCACCGAGUGCUUCGGAAUGCGAGGUUUCGGCUUGCGAGUCUCUCCCUCCCUGACUCGGCUUCACUCCGAGCAGCAGCGGCGGCGGCGUUUUCAUUCGUCACCGCAGCCAUGAAGCGAACAAAGGGACGCACAGGUAAAGAGGAGGUGAUGACUGUUGAAAUGAAGGAAGAAAUCAUCGCGUGUCAUGACCGCGGUGUGCGCGUGACUGAGCUCGCCAACAUCUUCGACAAGGCCCCGUCCACCAUUUGUGCCAUUCUGAAGAGGAAGGAAGACAUAAAGAGGCUGAAGCCUGCAGAAGGGGUCGCAGCAAUAACGAAGAAAACCCCCCAUGCUCUGCAGGAUGUGGAAAAUCUGCUUCUUAUCUGGAUAAAUGAGAAAAUGCUUGCUGGUGAACGAGUCACAGAAUCCAUUGUUUGCAGUAAAGCAAUAGCAUUGUUCGAUGACAUCGUAAGUAAAGCGCCCGGUUCUUCGUCGGGCAGGGACUUCAACGCCAGCCAUGGAUGGUACGAGAACUUUAAAAAGAGAAGUGGUGUGCAAUGUACUGUGCAACCCAAAGAACCGGUGGACACGUUUGCAGCGGAGUUCAAGAGGUUGGUGGAUUCUGAGGGUUACCUGCCCCAACAGGUUUUUAACUGUGAUGAGAUGGGACUCUUCUGGAAGAGGAUGCCACGAAGGACCUUCUUGACUGUGGAGGAGAAGGCGAUGCGAGGUCCCAAGCCCAUGAAAGACCGUCUCAACCUCUUGUUCUGUGCCAAUGCAAGCGGGGACUUAAAACUUAAGCCCUUACUUGUUUAUCACUCUGAGACCACACGCGCUUUCAAGAAGUUCCGAGUGCAAACAAGCAAGUUAAAUGUCAUGUGGCGGUCCAACAUCAAGGCAAGGAUGACGCGACAGUUUUUCAUGGAGUGGCUCGGCGAGGUCUUCAGUCCUACGGUGAAGGACUAUCUUGUGGAAAAGAACCUGCCACUCAAAGUCCUGCUGGUUAUGGACAACACACCGACUCAUCCUCCUCGUCUGGAAGGCGAUUUUCAGUUCAUUCAAAUCAAGUUUCUGCCUGCAAACAUUACUUCACGAGUCCAACCAAUGGACCAGCAGGUCUUUUCCAAUUUCAAGAAGCUGUACACAAAAGCUGUGUUCGAGACGUGCUUCGAGGUGACCCAAGGAUCUAAGAUUCCCCUCAGAGAAUAUUGGAAAGACCACUUCCAUAUGCUGAGCUGCCUCCAGUGCAUUGAUGAAGCUUGGGAUGCAGUGACCAUGAGGACUCUCCGUUCUGCUUGGCUGAAGCUGUGGCCUGACUGUGUUCCUCAACAGUACACCGAGGGACUUUCUACUGCAGAUGAGCAUGUUGUGGAGGAAAUUGUGUCCAUGGCCAAGACCAUGGGCCUGGAGGUGAAUGGUGCAGACAUUGACAGCCUGGUGGAGGAGCACAACCAGGAUCUGACAACUGAUGAACUCAUGCUGCUCUAUAGGGAGCAACAGCAGCCAACAGGCUCUUCGUCUGAAGACGAGGAGGACAUCCUCCCUUCAAAAGAGAUACGAGAGGUGUGCAACAUGUGGAAAAAAAUGCAAGCUUUUGUGAAGAAAAAUCACCCAAAUAAGGCAUCAACUAUGACAGCAAUAAAUCUGUUCAAUGACAAUGCUAUGGCACAUUUCCAUGACAUUCUACGCCAGAGGCAAAAGCAAAAGAGAGCGUCUUUGUCUUUGGAUGGAAUCCUUAUGACUCUUCCAUCAAAGAGAAAAGGGUCCAUGCAGCGUGAAGUUGGGAGAGAGUCAAAAAAGAACAAGUCUAGUGAUACAACAGCAGCCAGUGCUGAUGUGUUCAUGGAUGAGGAUUCUCCUACAGAGCUCUAAGCUCCCCCUCUCUUGUCUCCCUCAUGCCGGACACGACUGCUCUCCAGCUUAAGUGAACUUUUUCUUUGCUGUACAGUGUCCUUACUACCUCCGCCAAGUUGGCGAUGUUGUUGCCAAAGUUUGUCUGUUUGUAAAAUAACUCCAGGAGAUGUGAAUGACUUGAAUUGUUUUUCAGGAACCGUUGAUUUUCACAGGACUAAAAACUGACGAUUACAUGUCUGUGGUAUUGCGGAUGACCGUCUGGAGACUCCACAGAGCCACCAUGCCAAUUUGAAUUUGACUAUCAAUGAUGUUUCAUAUGUUAAGAGCGUAUCUGAUUAUGUUGACACGGUUUGCCCAUUUAGUCCAUCUGGUGAAAAUCACAAUAUCUGUGUUCAUUUGCAGCUUGCUGGAUGUUUCUGUUCCGCCUGAGUUGGCCAGGGAAAAAAAUAAAAAGAAAAGACAAGAGGAAUACAUGUGUUUGUGUCCAUAUAUGGCAGAGAUCUGACAAGUUCCCAGUAUUUCUUGUUGCAGUAUUUGCUUUUAUUGGUGAGCGUUUGUUCAGAACUGCCUUGGUGUACUAGUGUACAGGAGAAUGAAAGAGAUGGUUUGAUGUCGGAGGAAUGCGCCAGACACAGACCUGCCUGGACAGCAUCAGAGACGAGGAUGUAGGCACAGCUUGGUGGGGUCUUCUGAGGCGACCAUGGUGUCUGGACUUGAG
Molecule: messenger RNA, 2558 nt
Organism: Synchiropus splendidus (mandarinfish)
Lineage: Eukaryota; Metazoa; Chordata; Actinopteri; Syngnathiformes; Callionymidae
Product: tigger transposable element-derived protein 1-like
Exons: 1
Coding region: 116-1858 (580 amino acids)
Cellular component (GO): nucleus
Molecular function (GO): DNA binding
Source: RefSeq, a predicted model, not a curated record